AUGCCCGCCACCGCCGCAGGGGUAGGAGAAUCCGGCGCGUGCACCAGCUUUUGCGAGCUCGACGGCCGCGCCCAAGCAAACCUUCUCGCCUGGAUCUCAGAGCACCACGCUGGCUUCCACCCGACUAUUGUGCGCCUGGCAAAAGCGAGCAAGGACCUCUGUGCACACAGUCUGGCGCCGACACUCUCUGUGGACGCCACGCUGCCUCAGAACAGACUUCCCAAUAACGACACUGGUACGACUUUUCUGCCCGCGCAGGAUCAGUAUCCCGUUUGGUACUUCUUCUACGGCACCCUUGGAGAUUCCCACGUCUUGACGCGGCAUCUUGGUAUCGAACGAGGGCGAACUAAUCCCCGCGCACCUCGAGAAUGGCCAGCUCCGGACUUGGGGAGGGAAGUACAAGGCCCUCGUCGAUACGUGUAA
This is a messenger RNA of Cladophialophora carrionii CBS 160.54, 423 nucleotides long. RefSeq lists its product as uncharacterized. The record is from RefSeq and is a predicted model, not a curated record. The coding region runs from base 1 to 423 and encodes 140 amino acids. Lineage: Eukaryota; Fungi; Ascomycota; Eurotiomycetes; Chaetothyriales; Herpotrichiellaceae. The transcript has a single exon.